GCAACAAUAGCCGACGAAAGGUGUUUUUACGUAGUAAUUUUACAUAUAUUGGGUUACAAAUCAUAAUUAAAUUACCCUAGUGAAUUCAAAAAAAAAAACCAACAGCUGUGCUUUGUGCAAAAACGUUCGUUUGUUUCACAUGUAAUUUGUAAAUUGCGCAAUAACCAGUCACAUAUUGUGAGCGACGCUUUGAGCUGUGGAUUCCUCCUUACUUUAAUUAAUUUCUCUGCUGUCUAUCAACGGUAACAGUCGUGAACGUGGGCAAAUUACACACACGAACACUGACACACACACCAGCCACACACACACACAUACAAAUUAUUAUUAGUUUGGUCAAGUAACUGAGAAAAACAACAAAAGCAAAAUGUCGACAGUCGAUAAGGAAGAACUGGUCCAGAAGGCAAAAUUGGCCGAGCAAUCAGAGCGCUACGAUGACAUGGCCCAGGCCAUGAAAUCAGUCACAGAGACGGGCGUCGAGCUGUCAAAUGAGGAAAGAAAUCUGCUCUCCGUUGCCUACAAAAAUGUGGUUGGAGCGCGCAGGUCAUCGUGGCGCGUCAUUUCCUCCAUCGAGCAGAAAACCGAAGCAUCCGCCAGAAAACAACAGCUCGCCCGCGAGUACAGAGAGCGUGUGGAGAAGGAGCUUAGAGAAAUUUGCUAUGAAGUUCUGGGACUUCUGGACAAAUAUCUUAUUCCAAAAGCCAGCAAUCCAGAAAGCAAGGUUUUCUACUUGAAGAUGAAGGGAGAUUAUUACAGGUAUUUAGCUGAGGUCGCCACAGGAGACGCACGCAACACUGUUGUCGACGAUUCCCAAACCGCUUACCAGGAUGCAUUUGACAUUAGCAAGGGCAAAAUGCAGCCAACACAUCCCAUUCGCUUGGGUCUUGCACUUAACUUCUCAGUCUUCUAUUAUGAGAUUUUGAAUUCUCCAGAUAAGGCUUGCCAAUUGGCUAAACAGGCGUUCGAUGAUGCGAUAGCCGAGCUGGACACACUGAAUGAGGACUCAUACAAAGACUCAACACUCAUCAUGCAAUUGUUGAGGGAUAACCUGACUCUUUGGACCUCCGAUACCCAGGGUGAUGGCGAUGAGCCACAGGAGGGCGGUGACAACUAACCAAACAACUAAAAUGUUUCCUUUUUGACUAUGCAAAUAUUAUUCAGUAAUACAAAAACCAACAAACAAACAAACAAAACAAAACAUAAGCAAGAUAUAUAAAAACAAACAAACAAACAAAUCUUUGAAGUCGAAAGCAGCAGAGAGCAGUAAUGUAAUAAUAAAAGCAACAUCAAAACCAACAUCAGCAUCGACACAAAACACAAAUCCAAACAAAAACAGAAACCAACACAAACAACAACAGCAGAAGAAUACUUGAUUCAGCUUCUUGUGGCUGUGUGAUGAUAGUUUUGUGUGAGUGAGUUGAGGCUAAGAUGGGCAGGAGAAACUAUUGUCAUGCAUACAACUGAGAAGGAAGAAGGAAGAACCAAAUCUGGUUUAUAGACAGUUUAAUACGUAUACGCAUUACGUAUACGUGUAUUGCAAUUGAGGGUCACAUACAAGAAUUGUUCCAAUUGUUUGAAAUGAAUACAUGCAUGUAUUCGCAGCAACUAUUGUGAAAUUGAGAGAACAAAUGCCGAUUAAAGUCUAAAAUGAGAAUGAUAAGAAAACCAAACGUCUUAAUUUGCUUCACAUGCCGUUCAAUUUGUCAUUGUUUACAAAAUAGUAUGCUCUUGCAACAAUUUGCAUAUACAAGAUCAAAUCUAAAAACAAAACACUAAACGAAAACUACUUUAUCAGCCUAUCGAGAAUACGAUGAAUAUGUGUGUGUGUGGCGGCAAAGAUGUGAAUUUUGUUUUGUGUAGUUAUUUACUAUUCCGCUAUUUCGGCCAACAGCGUACACUAUACAUAUGCCUAAAAGUAAUAUUAUUUAUUAUAAUUAUGUUUUAAUAAAUAAUUACAUUUUGUUUUAUAUUAACAUACAAGCAAACUACAACAACAACAGAACACAAGACACAGUCAACAAAAAACUAUAAUGUCUUUUAUUUUUGUUUAAUGCGCUGCGUCGCUUUCCUUAAAAAAAAAAACAAACAAUAAUAAUAAUAAACAAAGGCUAAUUGGUUUACACAA
Messenger RNA from Drosophila grimshawi, 2122 nucleotides. It is a transcript of the gene 14-3-3zeta, whose product is annotated as 14-3-3 protein zeta. Lineage: Eukaryota; Metazoa; Arthropoda; Insecta; Diptera; Drosophilidae. The transcript has 7 exons. Gene Ontology annotation, cellular component: cytoplasm. Gene Ontology annotation, biological process: signal transduction. The coding region runs from base 365 to 1111 and encodes 248 amino acids. The record is from RefSeq and is a predicted model, not a curated record.